UUUCUUAUUCGCGUGAACAGCAAAAAAAAAAACAAAACAGAAAAAAUCCACAUGAAAUAAACAACAACUAUUUUGAGGCUAUAAAUAUUUUUUGUGUAGUUCUCUAGUGCAUACCAUAUACUACGUAUAUAUUAAUAAACUGCAGCAAAUUCGAACAAUUACAAGAUGUCACCGUUCGACUGCAAAUCGCGGCGUGGCACCAAAAUAUCAGUUAUAUUAUUGGGCAGCGCAUUAUGUUUCGUUAUGAUGGCGUAUUUCGUGUUUGGCGACAGCAACGACGAGCAGGGCUUGAAAAAGCUACGUAUGAUAUCCAUUCUGUUUCGUCAUGGUGCCAAGAACCCCAGUGGCUUCUAUCCCAAUGAUCCACAUGCGGCGCACGAUUGGCCAGAGGGACUCGGAGCACUAACACCGAAAGGCAGUCUGCAGGCUUACAAUCUGGGUCGAAAUUUACGCAUGCGUUAUUAUCGCCUGUUGCCUUCGAACAGCAUUUACACACAGCAACAGGUGCAUGUCCUGAGCUCGGCUGCGGAACGCUGUGUGAUGAGCGCCCAGAGCGUUUUGGCUGGCCUAAUGCCACCGCUGGAUAACAACAAUGUGCUGCCCAUACCCUGGCAACCCGUGGCCAUAAACACCCUCGCCCGCAACGAUGACACGUUGUUGGCCCAAAAGAAGACGUGCGUUAAGUAUGAGAAUAUUCUACAAAAGCUGUACAAAUCUCCGUCAGCUGAGCUGCUGAAACUGAACGAGGACAACAAGGCGCUCUACAAGCGACUGACCAAGAAUACGGGCAAGAACAUUUCCAAUGUGCUGGAUGUGGAGCUGCUUUAUACCACACUAAAGACCGAAGAGGAAGCAAAUUUGGCACUACCCGAUUGGACUGAGAAUAUAUAUCCCGAGGAAAUGAGACCCUUAGUGGAACGCAGCUAUGCUUUAUUUACGGAAACACAUCUAAUGAAGCGUAUUAAAGGCGGAGCUUUUCUCACUGAGAUUCUAAAGAAAAUGCAAAACAAACGCCGCAAGAAUUUAAAUCCAGAUCGCAAAAUCUUUCUAUAUGCUGGACAUGAUGUGACGCUUGUCAAUGUUAUGAACUCACUGGGCAUUAUUGAUCAGACCGCAACGCUGCCCGAAUACGCAGCUGCUUUGGUCUUUGAACUGCAUAAUAGCAAAUCAUUUAGCGACGGAGAUUUCGAAGUUAAGUUGGUUUAUUACUUUAAUAGUGAGGACAAGUUCCCCAAGGAGUUGAGCAUACCCAACUGUGAUGCACCCUGCUCGCUAUCACAAUUUGCCCAAACAUUCAACACUUUGCUGUUGGACAACUAUGAUGAAGCCUGCGAGAAUCCUACAACAGAUUGCAAGAAUUAGGAUUUUUAAGAUGUUCUAGGAACCGAAAAUAAUAAUUUUGUUUUACCAUAA
Molecule: messenger RNA, 1413 nt
Organism: Drosophila albomicans
Lineage: Eukaryota; Metazoa; Arthropoda; Insecta; Diptera; Drosophilidae
Product: venom acid phosphatase Acph-1
Exons: 7
Coding region: 166-1362 (398 amino acids)
Biological process (GO): dephosphorylation
Molecular function (GO): phosphatase activity
Source: RefSeq, a predicted model, not a curated record